AUGGGAUUCAUAUUCGCAACACUAAUCCAACCGAGAAGAGCCCGACAAUUAUUUCCAUGUUUGGACGAGCCGAAAUUAAGUGCCACCUUCAACAUUUCAGUGGAACAUGAUAUAAAAUACAAAGUUAUAUCUAAUAUGCCGAUACAAGAAUACAAAUCUGUGGACAAUUACACGAUGUGUACAGUGUUUCAGAUGACACCUCCAAUGUCUACGAACGACAUUGCAAUUCUAAUAUCCAAUCAGAUUCUUAAUAAGACUGAUACUAUGGUCGACACAUGGUGUAGACCGCAUUUGAUACUUCACAUGAUACACGUGCAUUAUUUCGCUGGAAAUGUAACUGAGUAUCUAAAAGACAAUUUCAAGAUCUUGAGAAAAGUUCCAAAAGUGAAUUACGUCUCUAUUCCAAGUUUAGAGAACAGAAUCAGGCAGACUUGGGGACUCGUUUUAUACAAUGAACUAGACAUUAUCUAUAACGAAGAAUUACAUUCUGCUGCAUAUAAAACUAUAGUAACGCGCUCAGUAGUUCGUGAUAUAAUACACCAAUGGAUUGGUAAUCUCUUCAGUUCAUUUUGUGAUCGUCGAUCUUAUCGUUUAUUGAACGAAGGAUUUAUUACAUUUUUCGAGAUAGAUGUCAUCGAAAAGGCCUUUCCAGAUCCUCGAAUAAAAGAUUUGUUGAUAGUCCAAACUCAACAUGAAGCUCUCCAACUAAACUAUUAUUUUGCUAUGAACUCUUUUGCAAGAAACACAAUCAGUAUAUCCAAAAUUUAUUCACAUUUUCCUUUUUCUCGUAUUAUAGGUGCCGCUAUAUGGCGCAUGUUGAAUGGUGUACUUCCGCAUAAUACGUUGUUUAUGGCUUUAAACGCGUACUUCAACAUUCGGAUAUAUAUAUAUAUACCAACUCCCGAUGAUCUACGUAUAUGGAGUUUUAUACAGACUGGGAUAGACCAUAAAUUAACAAAUAAACUGUAUAAUUUAAACAUAAAACAGAUAAUGGAUAUUUGGACUAUGCAAACGCAUUGUCCUGUGGUAAACGUGAUACGAGAUUAUUCUAAUAAUCUUGUGAAAAUAUCGAAAGAGAUUCACGACAAAUUGGAUCGGAAACCAUAUUUUAUACCUGUGAGCUACACUAAAGAAACGAACAUCAAUUUUGUCAAUACAUCGCAAAGUUUUAAUUGUUUAACGCAGUCGAAUCCGGAGGUGGAAAUCUACUAUGAUAAUAAAGAUAAAUGGUUCAUUGCCAACAUAUUGCAAACUGGAUAUUAUCGCGUCAAUUAUGACACUGAAAACUGGCGAAUGAUUGCGCGUUAUCUAAAUUUUGAAGAAUACAGAAAUAUACACGUUAUAAAUCGAGCGCAAAUCAUCGAUGAUGCGUUCCAUCUUAUGAUAGAGAAGAAACUUGAUUUCUCCAUAUUCUGGGAAGUCGCGAGCUAUUUAUCGCGGGAAAGGAAUUAUGUAGCAUGGUAUCCUAUGAUUAAAGUUUUUGAACGCAUAUCUAGUGUGUUUGCAUUUUCAACUCAUCAUGAACAUCUCAAGAAAAUAGAAAUGAUAAUAGGAACCUUGUUUGAAGAUAUAGACGAGGAUAUGUACGAUCAAAUGGAACCCGCCAAUGGAGAUCUUAAUAAAUAUUUAAAACAAGAACUCACAAAAUGGGGAUGUCUUAUCAAUAAUGUUUUGUGCUUGAAGAUGGCCAAUAAACAAUUUGAAUGGCAUCUAUCAGAUCCUAAAACUAAAAAACUUUUACCUGGGUGGGAGAAAUUGAUAUCUUGUAAUAGUUUAAAGACUGUAAACUAUCAGAAAUGGUUCAGUGUAUGGAUCUUGAAUAUAUAUGAAAAGAAAUUUGAUUAUGAAAUGUUGAAAUAUCUUAGUUGCUCUGGUGAUCCGCAAAUUAUACUUACUUAUCUGAAGUUUAAUUUACCGACACUUGAGAUGCUGGUAAUCAACUAUAAAAAUAUGGAUUUUGAAACAAUAAGACAAGAAAAAGAACGUAUUCAUGCUUUAACUGGUGAUAUUUUCUUUUCUACUCUCGCCAUGCAUGCUAAGAAUCCUAUAAUACUUAAAGAUAUAUUGGAGAAUUUUGAAAUAAUAAAAAAUAGACUAAUAAUAUCAGAUAAUAACAGCAACAUCAGUACGAUUGCAACAUUAAUUGUCAUUAUUAAUAAUGUGUAUUCCAAGAAUGAACUUGACAUGAUAAAUAAAUUUGCGAAAAAUAUGACGCAGUUAGUUUCGGAUAUUGAACGCAAGAUAACAACGCGUUUGCUUGAGAUCGAGAGUCAGAUUAAAUAUUAUCAAACUAUAUUCCCCCAAUCGUCCUUAAUUACGAUAGAUUCAAUUACAAUACGGCGAAUUACAACACGUCUAAGUACAACGUUUUUAACUACAAUGCGUCCGACUACAACGCGUUCAACUACAACGCAUCCAACUACAACACGUCCAACUACAACACGUUCAACUACAACACGUCCAAUUACAACUGCAAACAAAUAUCGGGAUGAUAUUCUUAAAAAAUUGAUAAGCUAUAUCUAUAUUCGACCGUGAACGCAAGUUGAGAAUAUGUUAAUCUGACAAUAAAUUCAACAGUCAGAUGAAAUUUCUUUAAAGUUUAUUCAAAGAUAUCAACAUCAGCUUGUCCAUUAAUUGCAAAAGGUUCAACUACUCUCAACUACAACAGGUUCCCAACAACAACUAAAACUGUAGAGUACUCAUCAUUUGGUAAAGCCAAUAUCCAUUGUCGUCAUAAUAUCUAAUGAUAUAAACAUUUGGAAUAUCUUUUGAUAUGUGUAUUAUCUAAUUAUUUAUUAUUUAUAUAUAUAUAUAUAUUGUCCUCAAUUACUUUUUGAAUUGUUCCUAAUUAUAUCGUGAAUAUUUUUAAUGUUAAGUUGAUUUUUAUAUAUAUAUAAUUUAGUUUUAAUAUUUAUAUAAAAAUGGAUUACAUUUACGUAAUGUUUAUUAUGCAUACAUACACAUAUAUAUACAUAUAUACAAAUAUAUACAAAAGUAUAUAUGUAAUA
Molecule: messenger RNA, 3008 nt
Organism: Formica exsecta
Lineage: Eukaryota; Metazoa; Arthropoda; Insecta; Hymenoptera; Formicidae
Product: thyrotropin-releasing hormone-degrading ectoenzyme-like
Exons: 12
Coding region: 1-2535 (844 amino acids)
Biological process (GO): peptide catabolic process; proteolysis
Cellular component (GO): cytoplasm
Molecular function (GO): peptide binding; metalloaminopeptidase activity; zinc ion binding
Source: RefSeq, a predicted model, not a curated record